CAUGGCGACGCGAGACGCGGGUGGGGGUGGCUGGUACCUGCUUGGUAGAGACGCUACUCCGGAGAUCCUAGCUGAGACCAGAUCAUGUCGGACCUGGGCUCCGAGGAGUUAGAGGAGGAAGGAGAGAACGAUCUUGGGGAAUACGAGGGGGAGCGAAACGAAGUGGGAGAACGGCACGGACACGGGAAAGCGAGAUUGCCCAACGGAGACACGUACGAAGGACACUAUGAGUUUGGAAAAAGAAAUGGCCAGGGGAUCUACAAAUUUAAGAAUGGUGCCCGAUACAUCGGAGAAUAUAUUAAAAAUAAAAAACACGGUCAAGGCACCUUUAUCUACCCAGAUGGAUCCAGAUAUGAAGGGGAGUGGGCAGAUGACCAGAGGCAUGGCCACGGCGUGUACUACUACGUCAAUAACGACACCUACACAGGGGAGUGGUUCGCUCAUCAAAGGCAUGGGCAAGGCACCUACUUCUAUGCAGAGACAGGCAGCAAGUACGUCGGCAGCUGGGUGAACGGGCAACAGGAGGGUGCUGCCGAGCUCAUCCACCUGAACCACAGGUACCAGGGCAAGUUCCUGAACAAAAACCCUGUUGGUCCUGGGAAGUACGUCUUUGACAUUGGAUGUGAACAGCAUGGUGAAUAUCGCCUAACAGACGUGGAAAGAGGAGAAGAAGAGGAGGAGGAAGAGACAUUAGUGAAUAUUGUUCCAAAGUGGAAAGCUCUCAAAAUCACAGAAUUGGCCCUGUGGACGCCAACCCUCUCCGAGGAGCAGCCUCCUGCUGAGGGACCAGGCCAGGAGGAAACACCCGGAGCUGCUGGUAUGGGUGACACCUCAGAAGAAGCCCAGGCUCUGGCAGAAGGUUUUGAGGGUGAGAUGGAGAGGACCGGAGAGGACGACAUCGAUGCCCUCAGGCAGGAGAGCCGAGAGAACAGUUACGACAUGGACCAGGGAAACGCGAACUUUGAUGAAGAGCAGUUAGACCUCCAGGAGUAAGAUGGAGGAGGUGGAAGAACACAGACACACCAGCCGUGCCUAGUUCCGGGCAGCUGGGGCUGGUACCAACCAGCUGUCAAUCUUUUGUUGUUGCUCAGUUGUUGUUUUGCAGUUGGAAAUAAAUCUCCCAGUGUUCA
This is a messenger RNA of Peromyscus maniculatus bairdii (prairie deer mouse), 1130 nucleotides long. RefSeq names its product radial spoke head component 1 (gene Rsph1). Lineage: Eukaryota; Metazoa; Chordata; Mammalia; Rodentia; Cricetidae. The record is from RefSeq and is a predicted model, not a curated record. Gene Ontology annotation, cellular component: motile cilium; nucleus. Gene Ontology annotation, biological process: spermatid development; axoneme assembly.